Molecule: messenger RNA, 5275 nt
Organism: Asterias rubens (European starfish)
Lineage: Eukaryota; Metazoa; Echinodermata; Asteroidea; Forcipulatida; Asteriidae
Product: FAS-associated factor 1-like
Exons: 16
Coding region: 36-2000 (654 amino acids)
Cellular component (GO): endoplasmic reticulum; nucleus
Molecular function (GO): ubiquitin binding
Source: RefSeq, a predicted model, not a curated record
CGCAUGCUUAAAAGUAGUGACGAAAGACCACAACAAUGGCGGCCAACAGAGAAGAAAUUCUUGCAGAUUUUCAGGCGUGUACAGGAAUUGAGAACUUUGAAGAAUGUUUAGCCCAUCUUGAACAGAACCAAUGGGAUUUACAGCGAGCUGUGGUGUCCGUUAUGGGAGCCCAAGAACCAGAAUCGGUACCGGACUCGAUGCCAGAGGAACUACCACCAGCACCUACUGUCCAGGGGCUUAUGCCGAGCGUAGUUCAAUUCAGUGGAGUAACACCCUGCACCUCAGUCCCUCGAGCCUUCGAACCUCACCGCUCACGGAGUCCUCCUCCACCAAGCAGAGUCCGUAUGCUGGAGUUUAAUAUCGCCUACCAAGAUACAAACACAGAACUAGUCGUGGAAGACUUCAGAACUGUCGGUACAGUAAAGGAGCUAUUAUCAGCCAGUUUGAAUAUCCCAGCAGAGAAGAUGAUGAUUGGAGGAUGGGGACAUGCUAAACCGGCACCAAGCGAUUCAGAAAUCUUGUCCACAUUGGAAUUACCGCUCAAGAACGUAUUGUAUGUACUCACACCGGGUGUGCCAACAACCGGCACUGACCAGGCCAAUGGGCAAGAGCCAAGCUACUCGGAAAAACUGACACGUUCCUUUGAGUUGAUAAUCACCGACACAGAUUUAUCGCAAGAGUACAGACUACGCUACGAAGGCUGCAAAACAAUCUUAAAUGUAAAACAGGGAAUUAGUGCAUUAACAAAUGUAUCGGUCAGGCAUCAACAGUGGAGGGGAUGGCCAGAUGAGAGCGAUUCGUUAACGCUAGCGGCCUCUGGAAUAUCCUUCCCUAAUCAUAACUUAUUCUUCUGUCGACCACAGAACCACAAUAAGACAGAUCAGCCUACGACGUCAAGAGAAGGUGUUAAUAUAAGCGACAGUGAAGAUGACGUGCCUGAGAUGGACAUCGAUGAUACCACCAUCUUCAGUAAUGAAUAUUCAUCAAGAAAGUUUGAACCAUUAUUACCAGCGGAUAUUGAAAAUGAAACAGACGGCUUGAUCCAAUUCAGUCAUGAAUUCAGCUCAAGGUAUGGGGAGACCCACCCUCAGUUUUAUAUGGGUCCAUUAGAGGAUGCAGUCAGGGAGGCAUUCAGUGGCGCAGCAAUAGAGAGGAAAUUGUUAGCCAUCUACAUCCACAGCGAUAAAAGUGUCCAGAGCAACGUCUUCUGUAGUCAACUCCUCUGCGCAGAGAGCAUUGUCAAUUUCCUAACGCAAAACUUUGUAACGUGGGCGUGGGAUGUCACAGCUGAGGAGAACAAGGAGAGAUUGCUUAACACCUGUACAAAGCUGUUUGGCAGCGUCACCACGGCGACAGUUCGUAAUUUAAACCAAGAUAAAUUUCCUUUGUUACUAAUUGUAAUGAGGAUACGAUCCAACACAGAAGUCUUCUCAGUUCUUCAAGGCAAUACCGGUAUAGAUGAAAUGAUGACCAGCUUAAUCCAUGCAGUGGAUAUGUUCACAGAGCAACGACAAACAGAGAUUGAACAAGAAAAUGAUAGAAGAGCUGCUGAGCAGCUAAAGCAAGAACAAGAUGCUGCUUACCAAGCUUCCUUAAUGGCAGACAGGGCUAAGGAGCAAGAAAGAAUAAAGCAAGAGAAGGAAGAUCAAAGAUUGAAGGAACAGGAAGAACAAGAAAUCAGAGAACGAGAGGCAGAACAAAAGGCCUUGUUGCAAUCACUUGAACAGCAGCUAGCUAACGAGCCGAGUGAGGACUGUCCAGAUCCAAUGACCACACUCAGGAUGCGUGUCCCAAGCGGUGACAUGCUGACCAGACGAUUCUUAGCUGAUCAAGCCAUCAGAAUGGUCCUGGUAUACCUAGGCACUAAAGGCUACCAUACUGAGCAAUAUAAAGUGCUGACAACCUUCCCAAAGAAAGAUUUGACAUUGUUAGAUUCUACUGAGACGCUUAAAGGGCUCGGCCUAUGCCCACAGGAGACGCUGUUUAUUGAAGAACGUUAAGUAAUCCCUCCCACCAAUCGCCAUCAAACAAAUCUUUGCAUCAAUCAACCCAUCAUACAGAGGAAGCAGUCAGGGUACUAUACUAGUCAAAAUCAAUUCUGAUGGCCAGAUUUCAGAAAAAUUGCUGCCCCUUUUUCUUUUUGCUGAGCCAUAAAGAGCUGUGAACCAACCAUGAGUGGGAACAAUACACUUUAUUUUGGCUUAUAACCCAUUUCUGCUUUGAACAACUUUUCUUUGCUGACCAAUUCUUGUGCUUUAGUGGCAGAUUGGGCUGCUUCAGAUCCCUAAACUUAUGUUGCUAAAUGUUAUACACUAUUGAGGAUGUCUUUCUAUACUUCAGCAUUAACAUUGGCAUAGUUUGUUACCCAACCCUAUCCGGAGGAUGAAGUCAUUAUGUCAAACUUGAACGCAUUUACUUUAUGCUAAAGGAUUUAGCUACUUCUGACUCCAAAGCUGGCAUACAUCAUGAUUCACUCUAAGAGAAGGAAAGUAUUGUAAGCACUCAAACACUAACUAAUGACAGUAAAAAACUGCAUGAGCUUUCGGUGCAACAACUGAGACAUCACAUCUUGGCGGCCAUUUUCUUUCUAUUAAAAGUAUUGGCGGUUAUGCUCAGCCACAAAUUGUGAUGCCCUACUCCAAAAUCAAGCAUUUCUUGGAUAAAGUGACAUGGCAUUAAACAAUAAGACAGCCUAAGCAACAUCAGUCAUGAUAUCAAUGUGAUGUGAUGUCUUAAACAUUGUACAUGUUGACAAAGACUAAACUUAAAGACCCUAAUGAGGUGUUAUUCGAAAGCUCUUGUUCUCAUCUCAUUUAAUUAAUCAAAGUUUUGAGUUUCGGCAGGAAGUGGUUUUAGAGUGUCACCACUGUUUUCUCAGUCAUACCUUUACUUUACUUCAAAACGCUUUUUGCUGACAGCCAUGAUACAAAAAGCGAUCCAAUUUGAAGCGCUUACAAUCUGCCAGAGAAAUAUUUCUGUAUGAAACUUUUUCACGGUCAAGGGAGCAGCAUUUUGAAGAUGCCAUUUAUCAGCGUUGCUCAGUCGGAAUGCUGCAAAUAAUAGACAAUAGUCUUUUGUUGUUUUUUUCAAGCAUGACAACCAAGUUUACAAUGAUUUCACAGAAUAGCCCAAUUGUGUGAUGAAUCAAAAGUAGAGGAUGGGAGUGAAUUUAUUCUUCUGAAAAAUCUAAUGAUAUGACAUACUUUGAAGGGUGAAUCAAGUCAGGAAAAGGUGACAAAGCAGCGAUUGUUUGGCUAACAGUAAGCAUCACCAUGAGUGUGACUAGGGUCCCCACCCCACACACUGUUAUAGAGCUGUUAAUUGCAGGACAAUUGCUAAUCACACCAGAGUCUUGCUUAAUAACGAUAGGUAUUACCAGCUAAAUCAUCAUGUAAAGUACAUUGAUCAGACUGGUUCCCUCCCAAUUUUGUUGCUUUUUUAAUUUAUUUGUUGAGAAAUAUCUAAAGUUCAGCAGCUGCUUUUUUAUGAAACCAGUCUGUUGUUAUUUUGUGUGCUUUGCAUAAAGGUGGCAGCUUUCUUGAGACUUUUGAGGAAACAUGAAUUUAAGAAACAAAAUCUGCAAGAUGUGUAACUUUAAGACGUGUUUCUGUUCACUCCCAGCUGCUAAUCCUUCAACUAUCUAACCAUUCAAUAUCAUCCAUUGUGAUUUUGAAUUAAUUUACUCCUGCAAAAUGAUAUCUUGUGGCAUGGCGUUGUUAGCUGGUAACCUUAUUCUGCUAAGCAUUAAUGUUUUGUGCUUAGCUGCUUAGCUGCUUUUUCUGACGAAGCAGCUCUGUGAAAUUGAGCCCAGAUUCUACACCACACUUUCUUUUCUGCUAUCUACAAAAAGAUAAAGUUAUCUUCAGUAUUAUUGGUAAAUUUUAUUAAAACUAACGAUUGUGUUUGUCUCUGGAAGUUGUCUAAUUUCACUUCAUCUGUUGGAAAGUUUGCAUACAAUGUCUGGAGUGAUGUCCAAAGAUGUUUGCAUGCCUGUAAGACUUACACAUCAAUUCAAAUGUAUUGAUUCAGGAUUGCCACAGAGCCCAUUACCUGUUUCUUUUCUGGUUGAAAUUUUGCUAAAUUUAACUAUUCCCAUAAUCUUCUUUAAUUGUACAAACGUGUAUUUCAACCAAAAGAAUCCAUCUUUGUGUAUAGAGCCAACUCCCAGGUUUAGUUUUUUUUUUUUUUUUUAGCGUGUAAUAAUUAUACUAAGUUAUGUCAACACAAACAAAUAUUUAACUCAUAUAUUAUUUAUACAGAAGAAACUGUUGCCUUAGUUUUGGCUAAAGCUCAAUGACUUAAAUGGAUGUCUUUAAGGUUACACUCUACCCUAACAUUUCUGAACAUAAUUGUGACCUUUGACCUUUGACCUAAAACUGCAUUAUAGGCCAUUAUCAUGCUGCUUGUAUAUAGUGGUCUUGUUCCCAUUACCAGUGUACAGUAUUUGCCUGUAACUGGUGAAGGGAUACCAUGGGGUGUUUUAUCUGGUGUCAGUCUGACAACUUACAUUCUUUAAAGCAACAUACAACAUUAAUAAAUGUUCAAUACCAGUAUCCCCGCUUAUGUAACCUAAACACAAUACAUAAGAUAACAAAAUUGAGUUUAAGUUCACUUGGAUCGGAUUCAAGACAAGAUAGUGAUCCCACAUUAUACUUUUUUUUCGCCGUUUUCAAACAUCAAGAUUUGGACACCAAAGAUCAAACCUAAUUGUGUUAAAACUCGUUUAAACCCAUCUCGUGAAGAUUUUUGCCACCCGAUGAUCAAACAACAUCAGAGGACAAAUUAUGUACAAGCGUCCACAAAUUAUGUCAUGGCUGCGAUCUCUUUUGUGAUUGAUUGAAAAAACAAAGGUACUAAACUUGACAUAACAUCAUGGGUUUGAAGUAUGGUUGUAGGAGGAUGAGGAGGAUGCACCAGACCUAAGUAUACUCGUCAUAUUUUGUUUUUAUCUGGUCAAAUUAGAGUUUUUGUACAUCGUGUGUUGCUAUGGUUUGUAUGCUUCUUUAAUGGGUACCCAACGUCCGUCAUUUUGAAAAAGAAAAAAUCUAACAAAACUAGAAUGAUUGAUGAUCUAAGCUGACAUUUUGCAGGUAACUGAUUGAGUUAAUUAAAACUAUUUUUGAGCAUAAUUUAUUUGCCAUUUGCCAUCAUUCUGCGAAUGAUACAAACAUUAAAAUUGUAGUAAUGUUAUGGCCUGACAUUAUUUUUUAAAGAGGUGAUGGCUGAGACGCCAUUUUCAAAGGAGCACCAUUAAAUGUCUGUAGAUAAAAGAAAA